UGGGGAACAAGGAAACAUCUGAACUGAGUAAAGAAGAAAAAAUGGCAAACUGUUUUGUUUUAUGUGCUCUUUUCCUGACCGUUGCUGUUCUCGUGUGUUCUGCACAAGAGGAACAAGAUAUCAGUGUGCGGUAAGGCAACUAGAAAUGGUUAACCAGGGCGUUCUGUUUCACAGCGCGCAGAAGUAACUAAGUAUAAAGUUAGUCUCAUGAUUGCAGCUAGCUUAGUCGGAAAAUAGCAACCAAAAUCCUAGUGAAGCGCAAUUUUAAUCACAUUAUCGAUAUCAUGAUCGCAACUCUUUGGUAGUCAGUUCAACAAAACGUUUUCUGUCCGCGUCAGCAUGAAACAUUUUAAGUGGCAUGCAUUUUAUCUUCCGUUAAAACGUAAGCUGCUGCCAAAAUAUCGUUAUUUUUAACGAAGUAAUUCUAGUCCAUCGAUGUACAUCUACUAGGUUUUGUGUAUCAAGUCGACCGUCCGCCCCCAACACUCGGCACUUACAUUAAAAGGUGAAUUCCCUCGCAUUCCUUUGUUCAUGCGAUCAAUAAUUUCUAACGCAGGAAUCUAAAGCAAAAUUGAAAGUUGCAAGACACUUGUCAAGGCCUUCCUGGAUUACCAGGACGAGAUGGUAAGAUUGCUAACAUUGCUGUAUGGUGCGUUAACGCCAACAGAGAAGUCUGAAUUUGGAAUAGCCAACAAAACGUUUGGUGUGAACGUAAUUGGACGAAUUGAGAUUCAAUUUAAGGAAACAAUAAAGAUUUGAGUUCGUCUUUCGAAAUCGGCUGGAAAAUUGUUUCAUCUUCAGAUUAAUAAAACAAAUUUAUAUUUGCUUUGUCUUAAAGCACAACAUUUAUACUUUAAUUCUUUAAUUAAACUGUGUUUCUUAUUUCAUAGGGCGUGAUGGGCGUGAUGCAGGAUUAAUGGGUAAGACAAUAACUGCUUUUUUGUAUAAACAAGGACAAACUAGUGGCGGACUAGGUAUUCAAUCCAAAUUAUUUAUAGCUCCACUUGUUUUCAUAUAUACGUUCUUACAAGAGGACCAUGGCAACCAAAGUGUGAGAGGAAAUACCCUGGGUCCGAGGUUGGACCAAAUGUUUUAAUAUUCUCUAUAUGUUCGUUUCCACGGGUAGCUCUGGCAAACGAGGUCCGAUAGGACCUAGGGGACCUCGUGGACAAGCAGGGAAGUCAGGGGGUGUCACAGGUGGUGCAGUGUACACAAGGUGGGGAAGAAAGACAUGUCCCAACAAAACAACACAAUUGUAUUCAGGUAAAUAAAUCUCGACUGAAAUAUAGAAAAUUCUAGGACUAUAAUAAAGUAGAUGUAUUCUGUGCAAUUUUAUUUAUUGUUCUAUGUUUUAUUACGUUUCUCACAGGUGUGGUGGCAGGGUCACAUUUUACACAUUCUGGACCUCAGAUGGUGGUUCAAACUAUCUCUGCCUGCCUUUAAAACCGAUUUUUGAGAAAGUUGGGUCAGGUAAUCAAGGAAGCAAUUACAUCUAUGGCACUGAAUACGAAAUAGGUCAUGCUCAAAAGCAUUUGUUUGAAAACUCAAAGCUUCACGACCAUGAUGCACCGUGCGCUGUGUGCCACACUGAGUCACGUGGGAGUCACAUGAUGAUCCCAGCCCGCAACACCUGCCCCUCAGGUUGGACCUUGGAGUACAAAGGAUAUAUCAUGUCCGAACAUCAUGGUCACAAAGGACGAACCCAGUACAUAUGCGUAGAUGGAAAAGCCGAAGCAACUUUUGGAUCACACGUCAACAAGAAUGGAGCUUUGCUGUACUUUGUGGAAGGUGCUUGUGGCUCUUUGCCUUGCCCGCCAUAUGUGCAAGGUUAGGAACUCACCUGCGCCGUGUGCACAAAAUGAAAUGGUGAUGACGAAAACGGAACUCUUUUAUGAUAACGGAACUUGAAACUCCCAGAGAUCAGUAUUUUUUUCAGACUGUCCUAACCAAUAAAACAGAGUAAGCAUGUUUAAACAAGCUUAUUCUAUUGUAUUGGUUAGAAUAGUCAGAAAAACAUUCAGCUUUGGUAGCAUACUGUACGCUAGUUUUGCAAGCAAUAGUUUUGUAGUUGAGCUUUGGUCACUUUCAUAGUUACUAAGCCAUAGAGAAAUAAUAAAGAAACACGUUUCUGCAUUAAAUUACGUUGUGUGCUUAUCUCAAGUUAAGGCCAGUUUACACUACUACUGUCACUACACAAGUUUUGCCUAAAACUGUCGCCGAUGCAACCUGCUUACAACUAGGAUUGUACUGUGCAGAUCACUGAAGCAC
Molecule: messenger RNA, 2268 nt
Organism: Paramuricea clavata
Lineage: Eukaryota; Metazoa; Cnidaria; Anthozoa; Malacalcyonacea; Plexauridae
Source: the annotation of a GenBank genome assembly